AUGGCCCACAAAGGAGAGCUUCCCCCUUACCAAAGACUCAUUACCGCACACAACGAAGAUGGCAAGGCUGUCUUCGCAAAGAUUGACGAGACUGGACCCUGGGAUGGCAGCAUCAAUGGUGGAACUGUCGGCUUCUCUCUUGGUUACACAACUUCAACUACGCCGGUAGACAUGACCAACGAUAAGGACAUCGCGCAGUACAAGGAAUAUUUGGUGUCACCACCCGGCCUCGUAAACAAGCAAGGUUCUGUCCUUCGUCUGGUGGACUGCCCCCCUGGUACCACGUCUCCUAUGCACCGCACUGUCUCACUCGACUAUGGUGUUGUGCUCUACGGAGAGAUGGAGUUGGUUCUCGACAGUGGGGAGACUAGAAUAAUGAAAGUUGGAGACGUCGCAGUGCAAAGAGGAACCAACCAUGCGUGGAGAAACACAAGCGAUACCAAGUGGGCUCGUAUGAUGUACGUUCUCCAGCCGUCGCUUCCUAUCGAGAUCAACGGAAAGCCUUUGGAUGAAGAUCUCGGACCUAUGGAGGGCGUUCGCAGUUCAACCUAA
Molecule: messenger RNA, 552 nt
Organism: Aureobasidium melanogenum CBS 110374
Lineage: Eukaryota; Fungi; Ascomycota; Dothideomycetes; Dothideales; Saccotheciaceae
Exons: 2
Coding region: 1-552 (183 amino acids)
Source: RefSeq, a predicted model, not a curated record